Ictidomys tridecemlineatus (thirteen-lined ground squirrel) is the source of this 1419-nucleotide messenger RNA. Lineage: Eukaryota; Metazoa; Chordata; Mammalia; Rodentia; Sciuridae. The record is from RefSeq and is a predicted model, not a curated record.
CAUUCUAAAAAGGAUGAAUGCAGUUCAGAAACAGAUUUGGAGUCAUCUUGUGAAGAAACAGAAAGUAAAACAUCUGAUAUCUCAUCACCAAUAGGCAGCCAUAGAGAAGAAGGAGAAGGAAGAGAGGGGAGAGGUAGCAGGCGAACUGUUGCUAAAGGAAACCUGUGCUAUAUUUUGAAUAAAUACCAUAAACCAUUCCAUUGUAUCCAUAAAACUUGCAAUUCUUCAUUCACUAAUCUAAAAGGCUUAAUUCGCCAUUACAGAACUGUACAUCAGUACAACAAAGAACAAUUAUGUUUAGAAAAAGACAAAGCAAGAACCAAAAGGGAACUUGUAAAAUGUAAAAAGAUAUUUGCUUGCAAAUAUAAGGAAUGUAACAAACGUUUCCUGUGUUCCAAAGCUCUUGCUAAGCACUGUAGUGACUCUCAUAACCUAGACCAUAUUGAAGAGCCUAAAGUACUUUCUGAAACUGAAUCUGUAGCAAGAUUUUCCUGUAACCAGCCUCAAUGCCCUGCUGUUUUUUAUACAUUCAGCAAAUUGAAACACCACUUGAUGGAACAACAUAACAUUGAAGGAGAAAUACAUUCAGAUUAUGAAAUUCAUUGUGAUCUUAAUGGCUGUGGCCAGAUUUUCACCCAUCGCAGUAAUUACUCACAACAUGUAUAUUACAGACAUAAAGACUAUUAUGAUGAUCUAUUCAGAAGCCAAAAAGUAGCAAAUGAAAAGCUACUAAGAAGUGAAAAGGUAUGUCAAACAGCUCACACACAGGGACACGAACAUCAGACUACCAGGAGGUCAUUUAAUGCUAAAUCUAAAAAAUGUGGUUUAAUCAAAGAAAAGAAAGCUCCAAUUAGUUUUAAAACAAGAGCUGAAGCCCUCCAUAUGUGUGUAGAACAGUCUGAGCACACACAGUACCCCUGCAUGGUUCAGGGAUGUUUAUCUGUGGUAAAAUUGGAGAGCAGCAUAGUGAGGCAUUACAAACGUACUCAUCAGAUGAGCAGUGCCUAUUUAGAGCAACAGAUGGAAAACCUUGUUGUUUGUGUUAAGUACGGUACCAAAAUAAAGGAGGAGCCUCCUUCUGAAGCAGAGCUCUGUAUAAAGAAAGAAGAAAAUAUAAGCUGUGAAUCAGAGCACAUGAAGCACAGCCAUUCCCUGGGUGACAGUAAGGCACCCCUCCAGAACACUGAUUCUUCUCAUCCAGGUGAAAGGGAUAGUGGUCAGAAAGGGUGUGCAGAAAGCAACCCAGCAUUUGAUACAGAUGCUCUGCUCUACAGAGGAACUUUGAAAUGUAACCAUAGUUCAGAAACCACUUCUCUGGAACAAUGUAAUAUAGUUCAGUCUCCUCCUUGUAAAAUAGAAAAUUCCAUAUCUAAUCCCAGUGGGACUGAAAGUGGGACUUAUUUCCCAAGUUUCCAGCUG